GCGAUGCGGUACGCCGUGCUUGUAACGGGACCCGCAGGUGCGGGCAAGUCGACUUUCUGCAACGGUCUCAUGACGCAUCUGCAAACUUCAAAACGUUCGGGACACCUUGUGAACAUGGAUCCCGCUGCAAACUCAGACGCCUUUGAGUACGAACCUUCAAUAGACAUUCGAGACCUAGUCUCCCUAGAAGACGUCAUGGACGAGCUCGGCUAUGGUCCUAACGGAGGUCUGGUUUAUUGCUUCGAGUACCUCUUAGAGAAUAUGGACUGGCUCGAUGAGGAGCUCGGGGGCUACGAGGAUGACUACUUGAUCUUCGAUUGUCCGGGUCAAAUUGAGCUAUACACGCAUCAUCCAUUUCUCCCUACCCUUGUCCGCCAUCUACAACGGCUCGGCAUCCGAACAUGUGCGGUGUACCUGAUCGAGUCGCAGUUCAUGGAAGACAAAUACAAGUUCUUCAGUGGCGUGCUCUCGGCCAUGUCUGCAAUGGUGAAUCUCGAAGUUCCCUGGCUGAACAUAAUGUCCAAGAUGGACCUCGUUACCACCAAUGUGGAAGACAAGGGCAGCGGGAGGAACGGCAUUCGCACACGAAAAGAUAUCGCAAGAUACCUUGAAGCGGAUCCGAUGCUCCUCCUGUCAGCGCCGGGCAGCCGAGAGGAACGCACGGAGCGCAAUUCCAAGUUUCAUGCGCUCAACCAGGCCAUUGUCCAGCUGAUCGAAGACCACCCGUUGGUCAAAUUCCUCGCGAUGGACCUCACAAAUCCGGACUCCAUAGAGACCGUGCUGAGCCAUAUCGACUACGUGAUGCAAUAUGGCGAAGACGAGGAGCCGAAGGAGCCUGGCGACCUGGACGAGGGGGACUUCGCAGAGAUGGAGUGAUUCGAAUACAUCCUGAGACAGCGUUGCGCACCGCGUAUAUUCCCAUACGAGCUCAUAGACCCCUGUAUCGCCCCCCAGAUAGUAGUGAUCAACAUAUGCCAUCGCAGGGGACUCAACCG
Dichomitus squalens LYAD-421 SS1 is the source of this 995-nucleotide messenger RNA. RefSeq lists its product as uncharacterized. Lineage: Eukaryota; Fungi; Basidiomycota; Agaricomycetes; Polyporales; Polyporaceae. Gene Ontology annotation, molecular function: GTPase activity. The transcript has 7 exons. Bases 4 to 876 code for a protein of 290 amino acids. The record is from RefSeq and is a predicted model, not a curated record.